GAUAUUUUUAUUUAUUUGCAAAUAAAGAGAUAGCUAGUUACAUUUAAGCUUUUGUUGAAUAAAAUAUAGAUAUAUUUUAGUGACAGAGUACAAUAAAUGGAGCAAAAAUAAUAUGUAAUAUAGCAUGAUUAGAGCUAAACUUAAUCAAGGAUGUUUUAGUUCAACAACACUUCUUAAGAAAACGUUUUUUAAAAGAGCGGAAGUAUUGAUGGCUUCGGCACAGAGAAUGAUACUUAAAUGAUGGGCAAUCAUACCCAUUAGGCAACUGAGGGUGCAGAUAAUAAGUAUGGUCAGACACUUUAUAAGAAAGGCUAAACUUUUAAUAUAUCUAAAGAUGAAAACUCAAAUAACUUGUAGAACAAAGGAAAUAUUGUUGAUAUGGAUAUAAAUAGCUAAGUUGAGUUCUUUAAAAAUUAUAAACUUAACAUUAGAGAUUUAUUUACAAUGGAAUAACUAAAUAAUGAUCCUAACUUAAAAAUGAAAAAGUACAAAUAACAAGUAUUCUAUGGAAUUAUUUUAAAUUCUAAAAGACAUGGAAAUGGUGUUAUGGUUUAUUAAAACGGCCGUAUUUAUGAAGGUCAAUGGGAAAACGAUUUAAAGCAUGGAAGAGGAUAUGAAAUAUUUCCAAGUGGUAGCACUUAUGAUGGAUAUUAUAUAAAUGGUAAACCUGAAGGAAGAGGUACAUAUAAAUAUGCUAAUGGAGAAAUAUACGAGGGAGAAUGGAUUAAUGGUAUGAAACAUGGAUCUGGUAUUUGGAGAGGUAACAAAGGAGAUUCUUAUAUAGGCGAAUGGAAAUUUGGUAAAACUGAUGGAUAUGGUGUUCACACUUGGCUAAAUGGUGAUAGAUAUGAAGGCUAGUUUAAGUAAUGCUUGAAACAUGGAGAAGGAACAGAAAAGUUUGCUAAUGGUGAUAGCUACAUAGGUAAUUAUUAGAAUGGAAAACCAGAAGGUUAUGGAGAAUAUUACUGGGUAAAUGGUUCUUUUUUCAAAGGAUACUUUAAAAAUGGUUUAAGACAUGGACAUGGAGUGUGGAAAAGGGGGCCAGGAAAUAGUGACAUGUAUGAGGGAGAAUACUUUAAUGAUAAAAAAUGUGGUUAUGGUGUCUUUACUUGGUCUUCAGGAAAUGUUUACAAAGGAAAUUAUUUCGAUGAUUUAAGGAAUGGGUAUGGAGAAAUGUAUUGGACUGAUGGUUCUUUUUACAAGGGUUAAUGGGAAAGAGGAAUAUAGCAUGGUGAAGGAGAAAUGUGUAUGAGAGGAGAGCCACCUAGAAGAGGUUUGUUUGAAAAUAAUGUUUAUAUUAGACCACUAGAGGAGCAUGAAUAAUUCAAUUAUUAAUCACUUCCUAAUCCUUAAAGCUAAUAAAAUUUAGGUGCUAUUAGAACAAGUACUAACAGUAUAAAAGGAAAUAAAUUAGGUAGAAACUAAGCAAAUAAUUCAUAGCAGUUUGAGUAAUCUUAUACUAUCGUUCCUAAUAGUGGAGUCAAUACUCCUAAAUAUAAACUUCCUUAAAUAAACAACCGCAAUUCUUCUUCGAUGAGAUCUAAUUCAAUAAGAACUCCUUAAGGAAGAACUUUAGGAGUAAGUGCUGACUAUUAUGAUACUACACCUAACAGCAACAGAGCAUCAACCCACAAAAAAAAAAAAAUUAGACCUAGUAGCACGAUAUAAUAAAAAAUUAAUCAAAGAGUGCUGUAGGAAAGAUCAAGUAAUAGUUCUUAAGAGAAAGGAAAUGGAUAGAAUAAUCUUACUAAAUUUAAAUUACCUAAAAGAAUUUAAGGAAAUGGUAGCAAUUCGAGAAGUAAUUCUCCGACAAUUAAAAACGAAGAAAAUAAAAGAGCAAUUAUAUAAAAUUAGAAUGCAUAAAAAAAGAUAUGGAAAUCACCAGGGAUAGCUGGUUUAAGGGGAAGAAUAAGUCCAAUUUGA
Tetrahymena thermophila SB210 is the source of this 1923-nucleotide messenger RNA. Its product is annotated as MORN motif protein. Gene Ontology annotation, cellular component: cytosol. The record is from RefSeq and is a predicted model, not a curated record. The transcript is spliced from 9 exons. Lineage: Eukaryota; Ciliophora; Oligohymenophorea; Hymenostomatida; Tetrahymenidae.